CCAAAUGGAUGGAAAGUUGACAAAGGAGAUUGACCGCUUAAAAAUGUAGUUUGUUUUACUAUAGUCCAUGGGACAGUUAUUUAGUGGUGAAGGCACAGUUAAAAGUUAGUAAGCAAGCUAUUGCAAAAGAAAAGAGAACGAAAAAGCAGUGUUUUGGGUGUGCCAAAGAUGAAGGAAAGAUCAGGGUCACCUGACAGGCUAUUGCGCAUGCCCGAUGAUGUCACGUUUGGCAAGCCCACCACGACACAAGAUGGCGGAGAGUACGAGUGCUGCUGUUGCCAUCAGUCGUUUUGAGGAGCGUAUGGGCAACUUAAAGGAAAGAUGGUAUUUCACAAAGGAAGAACUUGAAAAUUCUCCCUCCCGGAUUAAUGGUGUAGACCCUGCUAAGGAGCUAAGCUACAGGCAACAGUCAGCAAACUUGAUCAAAGAUGUAGGACAUAGGAUUGGAGUGAAUCAGUUGUGUAUCGCCACUGCUGUCGUCUACAUGCAUCGCUUCUUCAUAGUACAUUCCUUCAAGUCCUUCCCCAGAUUUACGGUUGCCACGGCGGCCCUGUUUCUGGCUGCAAAAGUGGAGGAACAGCCUCGUAAACUGGAGCAUGUAGCUCGUGUGUCGCACGCCUGUCAGAACAGAGACUCCAAGCCCCCUGACAGUCACAGUGAUGUGUGCAAGAAGCUAAUGGAGGAGAUUUCCUGUCACGAACUGUUACUGCUGCAAACACUGGGGUUCGAUGUGGCAGUGGAGCACCCUCACCAACAUGUUGUCAAGGGAACCCAGCUAGUCCGAGGUUAUUGCAUACACUUGAGUAAAGAUCUCUCCCAGGCGGCCUACUUCAUGUCCCAGAACAGCCUCCUGUUGACGACCUUCUGCCUUCAGGACCCUCCCACAGUGGUGGCGUGUGUGUGCAUCCACUUAACCUGUCGCUGGAAGGGUAUUGAGAUCCCCCUCUCGGUUGACGGGAAACCUUGGUGGCAGUACAUCGACAAAACAGUCACACUAGAGCAACUCAAUGAUCGUACUGGGGAGUUUCUGGAGAUCUACAAGUUGUGUCCGAAUAAACUGCAGAAGAUAGUCACGGACUCCAUCAAUAGGGGCCAACAAGUACAUGGCAGGGAAAGGAGUUUAGGAGAGUCUUCCACAAGCCACACCUCCAAAUCACCCUUCGACAAACUCAAGGGACCAAUUCCUCACUCAUCUAAAUUACAAAGCACUCAACAUCAAAAACCACAUAAGUCUGGUGCUCAUGUGAUGCCUAGUUCGUCAGGACAGCCUCAAAAACACAGCAGUCACCCUGGCAAACACCAACCCAGCUCUGGACACGGUCAGCACACUGGGGCCACUGCACGUCAUACUCCCAGCACUCUAAACGGAUCACACCCUCAACAAACUACUCAUAACUCAACUCACGAUACUAAAGCCCCAUCACGACCUUCUACAGCAACGGUAGCACGGCCACCAUCGAAACACCACCCUAGCGUGUUAGAAGAGCAUCAAAGACAUAAAUCUAACUCUGGUGUAAAACACUCCAGUUCUGGACCUGUGAAACACCCUCAUCACUCUCAACAUCAGGCUGCCCCAGGGAAUCAUCUGAAUGCUAGCAAGCCCCUGGACGCUGUAACCAAGCACCGGCAACUCUCUGCAGAGCACAAGCAUCGUCCAAUCAGCAACCACGAUGGCCGACCACACAAUCCACUCAAGAGACCACAUCCUGUGGACGCUCAUGAUGUCAAACGGGUCAAACUGGAGGCACUUUCUGGUGGAAACCACCUACCUCCUCUACCAGUCGUCGACACAAACAGCAUAUUGACACUGCCACCAUUACCAACCCAACACAUGGAGCUGCCACCUCUACCACCCCCCUUACCGUCUGAACCUCCUCCAAACUUUCCGUUGGGACUGGAUUUUCCACCCCCACCACCACCCUCAAAUUAACUCUGGCUUAUUUGUUUAUAGGUGUCAAUUUGUCUGUUGUGGACAUUAUUGUGAUUUAUAUAUAUAGGAGUGUAAUUAUUUUGUGCAUAAUUCAAGGCAUGUGCACGUACAUUCUUCGAAAUUUCUAUGUUGUGAUGUGUUUAUUAUUGUCACACCUUUUAUCAGUCAUGUUUAUCUGUUGUGCACGUUAAUUUUGGUAAUCUUAUAAUUUAUACAAUCGCAAUUGAGAAAUUAAGUGUAGGGUCACAAAAAGUUUGUAGUGAUCGAUUUGA
This is a messenger RNA of Halichondria panicea, 2202 nucleotides long. Its product is annotated as cyclin-T1-like. Gene Ontology annotation, biological process: regulation of transcription by RNA polymerase II; positive regulation of DNA-templated transcription, elongation. NCBI's taxonomy places the organism in Eukaryota, Metazoa, Porifera, Demospongiae, Suberitida, Halichondriidae. Gene Ontology annotation, cellular component: nucleus; cyclin/CDK positive transcription elongation factor complex. Gene Ontology annotation, molecular function: cyclin-dependent protein serine/threonine kinase activator activity. The record is from RefSeq and is a predicted model, not a curated record. Bases 215 to 1930 code for a protein of 571 amino acids. The transcript has 8 exons.